This is a messenger RNA of Lontra canadensis (Northern American river otter), 936 nucleotides long. Its product is annotated as olfactory receptor 2T27-like. Gene Ontology annotation, molecular function: olfactory receptor activity; G protein-coupled receptor activity. NCBI's taxonomy places the organism in Eukaryota, Metazoa, Chordata, Mammalia, Carnivora, Mustelidae. Gene Ontology annotation, cellular component: membrane. The record is from RefSeq and is a predicted model, not a curated record. Gene Ontology annotation, biological process: G protein-coupled receptor signaling pathway.
AUGGCAAACAUAAACGAGACAUCUACUACAGAUUUCAUUCUCUUGGGCCUCUUCCCUGAGAUCCAAUAUGCCAGCCUCCUGGUCUAUCUCAUCCUUCUGGUCUACCUCAUUACCCUCACAGGGAACUCCAUCGUCAUCUUUCUGAUCUGGGGGAACUCCCACCUUCAUACUCCCAUGUACUUCUUGCUCAGCCAACUUGCCAUCAUUGAUUUGUUCUACAUUUCCAGCUCGGUUCCUAAGAUGGUCAUCAACCAUUCUUUAGGGAAGCACAGCAUCUCUUGCAUUGGCUGUGGAGUCCAAAUGUUCUUCUGUCUGACUCUAGGUGGCGCUGAGUGUCUCCUCCUAACCUUUAUGUCCUAUGACCGAUUGGCUGUCUGUAACCCCCUUUGCUACUCAAUCAUCAUAAAUCCUAAAGUCUGCUUGCUAAUGGCAGUGGCAUCAUGGACUGGGGCUUCUCUAAAUUCACUCAUUCAAACCAUCUACACCAUGCAUUUUCCUGUCUGUGGACUGAAGAAAACAAAUCACUUCUUCUGUGAGAUACCAGCCAUCCUGAAGCUAUCCUGUGAGGACGCUUCAGAUUAUGAGAUGGUGUUGUUUAUGGUAAGUAUGAUAUUUAUAUUCACCCCCUUUAGCUUAAUAAUGACCUCUUAUAUUCAAAUUUUCCUCACUGUUCUCAAAAUAAACUCUCCUGAGGGAAAGAAAAAAUCCCUGUCCACAUGCUCUUCUCACGUUAUUGUAGUGAGUCUCUACCUUGGACCAGCAAUAAUGGUGUACCUGACACCUGGCUCUUCCCUCACCCCAGGCCUGGAUCAAGGUCUCUCGAUGAUCUAUACUAUCCUCACUCCCAUGCUGAACCCUUUAAUUUAUAGCCUUAGAAACAAGGAUGUUGUGGGGGCUUUAAAGAAGACCCUGGUAAAGUACCUAAUAUCAAAAUAG